Hyaena hyaena (striped hyena) is the source of this 657-nucleotide messenger RNA. RefSeq names its product glycoprotein IX platelet (gene GP9). The record is from RefSeq and is a predicted model, not a curated record. The transcript is spliced from 2 exons. Gene Ontology annotation, molecular function: protein binding. The coding region runs from base 94 to 627 and encodes 177 amino acids. NCBI's taxonomy places the organism in Eukaryota, Metazoa, Chordata, Mammalia, Carnivora, Hyaenidae.
GCUCCCUUGCAUGCAGCUGCACUUCAGCCCCAACCAGGACAGCUGAGGCCGCCGAAGGGGGUGCCAACUGCAGGCCUCACAACCAGCCUGCCAAUGCCCACCUGGGGGUCCCUGCUGCUGCUCUGGGCCGCGGCCGCGGCCACCGAGGACUGCCCGGCGGAGUGCACCUGCCGGGCCUUGGAGACCAUGGGGCUGGCGGUGGACUGCGGGGGCCGGGGGCUCACGGCCCUGCCCGCGCUGCCCGCGCACACCCGCCACCUGCUGCUGGCCAACAACAGCCUCAGCUCCGUGCCUCCGGGCGCCUUCGACCGCCUGCCCCAGCUGCAGACCCUGGACGUGACUCAGAACCCCUGGCGCUGCGACUGCGGCCUCGCCUACCUGCGCCUCUGGCUGGAGGACCGCGAGCCGCAGGCCCUGCAGCGCGUCCGCUGCGCCAGCCCCCAGCUCGCCGCCGGCCGCCCGCUCGGCCAGCUCACCGGCUACCAGCUGGGCAGCUGCGGCUGGCAGCUGCGGGCGCCCUGGGCCUACCCGGGCGUCUGGUGCGACGUGGCGCUGGCGGCCGUGGCCACGCUGGGCCUGGCUCUGCUGGCCGGCCUGCUGUGCACGGCCCCGCAGACCCUGGGCUGAGGCCACGCCCCCGGCCCCGGGCCCCGCCCC